UUUCAAUGGCAGGUGGAGGGACAGGUGUUGAUCUCACUAGGAAGUUUGUUUCGCAAGCAGAGCUUGAUGAGAGGAGGAAAAAAAGACAGGAGGAGUGGGAGAAAGUUCGGAAGCCUGAUGAACCUGAGCAGGCCCCAGAGGAAGAAUAUGACCCACGUUCACUUUUUGAGCGUCUGCAGGAGCAGAGAGACAAGAAACAAGAAGAAUUUGAGGAGCAAUUCAAAUUCAAGAACAUGGUGAGAGGAUUGGAUGAUGAUGAGACCACCUUCCUGGAUGAGGUUUCCAGGCAACAAAGUCUGGUGGAGAAGCAACGCAGGGAUGAAGAGAAACAGGAACUGUUGGAAUACAGAAUAUCCUUUUCAAAGAAAGUGUCGUCUGACAGCCGCCCAGAAUCUGAGAAGAAGGCAACAGCUAAACAAUCAGUGGUGGAGCAAAGGACCAGCCACUUGUCUCAGGCCCAUUUACUGGCUGGUGCUGUCAAAAGACGCAGUUCUUCCCAGUCAUCAGACAGCAGUAAGAAACAGAAGGUGGAAAGUGCAGCAGCAGGAAAUGGAGACAGUCACACAGAACAGGAGGAAGGAGGAGGACAAAGAUCUGGGGGAUCUGAAAAUCCACAAACUGUCCUGGGCCUGACACCCAAGAACUCAUCCCCCCAACUUAAUUCUGGUCCAACUCUUCACCUGCCCUCGGCAGCGGUGUGCAUUGGCGUCCUACCGGGCCUGUGCCAUUAUUCUGGCAGCAGCGACUCUGACAGCAGCUCGGACAGCGAAGGUAGCGUGGAUACAAUCAUGUUACCAUAUCCAAGGCACAGCAGAGCCUUUAGAUAAUAUGUUUUACACACACUGUAUUUGUUAGUGUGACGCAUUCACACACGUUCAAAUUACAUUGUUUCUAGUAGUAUAACUGAUCACACAGUUAAGAGUAGUCUCAUGAUAGCGUUCUUACGAGAAAUUAGUAGUGAAUCAUAAUCAAUGAGUACUGUUUAUCUUUCAAUGAUGAGUACUCCUGCAAAACAUUGAGCUUUAAUCUUUUACCAAUAGCUGCAAGAAUAACUUUGCUAUUUGGGUUGGUCCCAAUAAUUGCUAAUUAAAAAGUAUUUCUUGGUGUGUG
Molecule: messenger RNA, 1110 nt
Organism: Syngnathoides biaculeatus (alligator pipefish)
Lineage: Eukaryota; Metazoa; Chordata; Actinopteri; Syngnathiformes; Syngnathidae
Gene: psme3ip1
Product: proteasome activator subunit 3 interacting protein 1
Exons: 6
Coding region: 6-827 (273 amino acids)
Cellular component (GO): nucleus
Source: RefSeq, a predicted model, not a curated record